This is a messenger RNA of Vitis riparia (riverbank grape), 960 nucleotides long. RefSeq names its product zinc finger protein 1-like. The coding region runs from base 256 to 858 and encodes 200 amino acids. Gene Ontology annotation, biological process: negative regulation of abscisic acid-activated signaling pathway. The record is from RefSeq and is a predicted model, not a curated record. NCBI's taxonomy places the organism in Eukaryota, Viridiplantae, Streptophyta, Magnoliopsida, Vitales, Vitaceae. The transcript has a single exon.
AAGCACUUCAAAUAAAUUAGAUUUAGGUAUGUAUAGGAAUUCCAAUCAAAAUGCUAAGUGUCUACCAGCAAAACUCUCUCUCUCUCUCUCUCUCUCUCUCUUCUAGUAUUUUAAAGCUUUGUGGAAAAAGGUAUUUCCUUCCUUAUAUAGCACAAACAUUUACUUCCCAUCAGUGAGGUUUUUAUCCUUUUUUUUGGCUAUCUGGCACAAAUUUCAUAAUCCACCAACAAGGGGGAGAGACUUAAAUCUUCUCUGAUGGAACAACUAAGGAAGGAGCCAUGUCCCUCUGAGACCUCAACCAUCAUCAUCUCUACACCAGAGGCUGCUUCAUGUCCAGAUAAGCCAUCCCAAAGCCCAAAAGAGAUCAAUCUAGAAGAAGAAGAAGAAGAAGAAGAAGAAGAAGAAGAAGAUCAUGAAAAAAAGACAAAGGUAGAUCUCUUAUUUAAUCUGGAGCUCCAUAGUAAGGAUGCUGCUGAUCAUGGAUUCAAUACAGAACUCAAUCUUAUCGAUUGCUUGAACACGGAUUCAUCUCAAACAUCCUCAGAAAUUCCCCAGUCUGCUGAUGCUGAACCACGAGUUUUCUCAUGCAACUAUUGUCAAAGAAAAUUCUAUAGUUCACAGGCACUAGGGAGACACCAAAACGCCCAUAAGAGGGAGAGGACCCUAGCCAAGAGAGGACAAAGGUUAGGUGCACCGAUGGUUGCUGCAGCCACAGCUUUUGGGCAUCCUUACUUCCAUCAUCAGCAUUAUUCUAGCAUGGCAUCUCUUCCUCUCCAUGGUGCUUACAAUAGAUCGCUUGGGAUUCAGGUUCACUCGAUGAUCCAUAAGCCUUCUCUCACAACACCUUCUUCAUUGUGAAAUCUAGGUUGUGAUGAUUUAGUUAUUACCUAAAAUCCAGAAUUUACAGUAGAUACAUCUGACACAUGCUUAUAAACUAGGUUAUUAACAAAUUUUUUAACA